CACCACCACCACCACAAUAUAUAUACACCAUCCUCUUAACUCCUCCAAACAAUAUACACCAACACAACAUGGACCACCAUCCACCUCCCGGCGACGAGAAACCACCGCCACCGCCGCCCUCCGCCGCCGACCUCGCCGCCCUCAUCGACGACAACAUAGACGCCAUCUCCUUCGCAUCCACCACCCCAACUCACCCCCAAGACAGCACCAGCAGCAGCACCACCGCCACACCGAGCCACGCGUCCUGGUCCUCGGCCUCCUCCCGGCCCCACCGCCCGCCGCCCUGCGACGUGUGCUGGCGGCGGAUGGUGGAGUACUCCUCCGCCAUGACGCUGUCGGAGCUGCGGUUCGUCCACCGGCUGGGGAGCGGGGACAUCGGGUGCGUGUACCUGGUUGAAGUGAAGGGAGGCGACGGCUGCCUGUUCGCCGCCAAGGUCAUGGACAUGAAGGAGAUGGCCAGUCGCAACAAGGAGUCGCGUGCGAGAGUGGAGAGGGAGAUUCUCGAGGUGCUUGACCAUCCUUUUUUGCCGGCGCUUUACGCUACCGUUGAGUCGCCGACGUGGUCGUGUUUGUUGACCGAGUUCUGCCCAGGCGGUGAUCUCCACUCGCUGCGUCAGGACCAGCCGGAGCGUCGCUUCAACGAAUUUGCCGUCCGAUUUUACGCGUCGGAAGUGGUGGCGGCGUUCGAGUACCUCCACAUGAUGGGAAUAAUCUACCGCGACCUGAAGCCGGAAAACGUCCUCGUCCGCUCCGACGGCCACAUCAUGCUCACCGACUUCGAUCUCUCCUUGAAAGACGACGCAACCUCCACCGCCGCACAGAUCGUCUGCUCCCUCCCGACUCCUCCUCCCUCCCCACAUCCCUCCAACGUCAAGGAAUAUUCCUCCUCCGCCACGUCAUCAUCGGGCUGCACCAUCCCCAACUGCAUCUCCCACGCCGCCACCGCCGCCUCCUGCUUCCACGCCAGCCGGAACCCGAAAAAGAAGAAGAAGAACAAGAGCAAGUACUUCCGGGCCGGCCACCACGGCGCCGCGCCGGAGAUCGUGGCGGAGCCGGUGGACGUGCGGUCGAUGUCGUUCGUGGGGACGCACGAGUAUCUCGCCCCGGAGAUCGUCGCCGGGGACGGGCACGGCAGCGAGGUGGACUGGUGGACGCUGGGGAUCUUCGUGUACGAGAUGUUCUACGGGGUGACGCCGUUUAAAGGGUGCGACCACGAGUCGACGCUGGCGAGCGUGGUGGCGCGUGCGCUGGAGUUUCCGAGAGAGCCGGCGGUGCCCGGGCCGGCGAAGGAUCUGAUUGCUCAUCUGCUGAUCAAGGAUCCGGCGCGGCGGCUGGGGUCGACGCUGGGCGCGAUGGCGAUCAAGCACCAUCCGUUUUUCGACGGGGUGAAUUGGGCGCUGUUGAGGUGUAGGAAGCCGCCGUUUGUUCCUCGGCCGUUUGAUUGGCGGAAGCUGGUCAACGUUGAUGCGGAUAAGCCCGUUGAAUAUUAUUAGGGGGGAAAACGACAGGACGAGUAAUCGUAAAUUCAAUUUUCGGCAUUAAUGCGCUUUCAAUUUACGUCGUUGUUAAUAAUGUUAAGUCUUUUGUAUGUCGAGACAGGAUUGUACUUUGCGUCUUUGAAGGGAGAGUAUAGUAGUAAUAGUAGCAAUAGGGAUAGAGGUUUUGUUAGAGCUUGUGCAUUGGUGGUUAAGGUUACUUGUUUAGCAAAUGAAUUUGAAUUUAUAAUAUAUACAUUGGUUGAUAAUAGAUUCAUGAAUAAUAAAGUAAAUGAAUUGGCGG
Messenger RNA from Linum tenue, 1779 nucleotides. The record is from the annotation of a GenBank genome assembly. Lineage: Eukaryota; Viridiplantae; Streptophyta; Magnoliopsida; Malpighiales; Linaceae.